CGACGAUCUCCCCGUUGCGCACAGAUGUCGCGGGCUGCGUAUCAGCGCCGAAACUGAUAUGCGGCGCGCACGCCCUUGGGGGGGGUUGAGCGAUACGUUGUCCCGUUGUCAGGCACGGGUAAUCUUCCUGCGAGCAUUCCGUCGCCGGUUGCGUCUCGGUGUGGAAGCGUGUUUGUGACGAGCCCUUUUUUGCUGCUAACCCCAGUGUAGUGUACGAUCGAGCGUAUUCAUCCCACCUUGGACAGCGUCAGUGUUGUGGGUGUUUGUGUGUUAGUGUAGGGAUUUUUGUUGUUUUUCGGAGGUGCGUAGAGCUGGUACGAGCCCCGCAGGUACCGACAGUGAUCAGGAUACAUCAGGCAACGUGUGUGAUAGAACGAGAUAGAGCGAGAGCGCAUCGAGGAGGUACACGCAUCCUAGCCAACGCUCGCACACACAACCUAGCACGAUGCUGGGCCGGCUGUUACUCUCACGCGGAUAUCACAGCACAAAGGGUGUGUUUGGGCAUCGCCCCCGGCCAACGACGCGCUAUGAAGGACUUGCUGCAGCGGUGCUGGACAAGCGCAACGCCAACGCCAACGUGUACCGGUGGGUCGAGGCAUACCGCAACCAUGGUCACCGGAUGGCCGCGAUUGAUCCGGUCAAGUUUCACCUAGCAGACGAGGCCGCCAGCGAACCCCUGCCAGAGCUCCAGUACGCCCGGUACGGGCUCGGCGCGGCCGAUCGGAUCGAUCCGCGCGGUCUGCUCAAUGUGCCCGCCGCCCAGCAGCCCCUGUCGAUGGCCGAGCUGGACGCGCUGCUCGCCCGCAUGUACUGUGGCAGCUGCAGCAUCGAGCUCGCGUUCAUCGAGUCGGAGCAGGAGCGUGAAUGGUUGGCCGGCCGGUACGAGCAGCUGUUCCAGCACGAGCUGACGGAGGGCGAGCGGCGCGAGCUGGCCGAGCUGAUGCUUAAAUCGCAAGCGUUCGACCAGUUCCUGGCCGUCAAGUUCCCGACGGUCAAGCGGUACGGGGGCGAGGGCGCCGAAAGCAUGAUGGCGUUCUACUGGGAGCUGUUCCGGUCGGCGGGCGAGCACGAGCUGCGCAACGUGGUGAUCGGUAUGCCGCACCGCGGCAAGCUCAACGUGCUGACGACGAUGUUUGGGACGCGGCCGGCGAAGAUAUUCAAAAAGUUCAAGGGCCACCCGGAGUUCCCGGCCGACGCGCAGGCGAUGUGCGACAUUGCGAGCCAUUUCCACACCUCCACGGAUAUAAUCGUGGGCGGUAAAACAUUUCACCUGAACAUGCUGCACAACCCGUCCCAUCUGGAGGCGGUCAAUCCGGUGUCGAUGGGCAAGGCCCGAGCGAAACAGCUCGCCCUGGCCGACGGUCCGUACGAUACGAGCGGCACCGACCGGCGCUCCAAGGUGCUGAACGUCCAGGUGCACGGUGAUGCCGCCUUUCCCGGCCAGGGCAUCAACCAGGAGUGUCUGAUGAUGGCGGCCGUGCCGCACUACGAGGUCGAGGGCACGGUGCACCUGAUCGUGAACAACCAGGUCGGCUUCACGACGCCGGCCGAGCGCGGCCGCAGCACCCGGUACGUGUCCGAUCUGGCCAAGGCGAUCAUGGCCCCGGUGGUGCACGUGAACGGCGACGACCCGGAGGCGCUGGCCGGCGUCACGCAGCUGGCGAUCGAGUACCGGCAAAAGUUUGGCAAAGAUUUCUUCAUCGAUCUGAACUGCUACCGGCGCUGGGGCCACAACGAGCUGGACGAUCCGACCGUGACCAACCCGCUGCUGUACCGGGUGAUCCACGGCCGGCCCUCCAUCCCGGACCGGUACGCCGGCCGGUUGAUCGAGGCGGGCGUGUUCGACCAGCAGGACGUGGACGCGAUCUCGAACAGCCACCGGAACUAUCUGACCGCCGAGCUGGCGGCCUGCGAGCAGUACGAGCCGGAGCGGAGCUAUUUCGGCGGACAGUGGGCCGGCCUGCAGCAGCCCGGCGACGAGGUGACGGUGUGGAACACGGGCGUCGACUACCGGCUGCUCAGCCACAUCGGCCAGGAGAGCGUGCGGCUGCCCGAGGGUUUCAAUGUACAUCCGCAUCUGCAGAAGACUCACAUUGAUGCGCGCCGGAAGCGGAUUGCCGAGGGGCAGCGGAUCGAUUGGGCCACGGCCGAGGCGCUCGCCAUCGGCAGCCUGAUGUACCAGGGCUUCAACGUGCGGCUGAGCGGGGAAGAUGUGGGCAGGGGGACGUUUGCCCAGCGCCACGCGAUGCUGGUCGAUCAGCAGACGAACGAAAUCUUCAUACCGCUGAACGCGAUGGCCGCGGCGACCCCGAACGCUGGCCGGUUCGAGCUGGCAAACAGCAUCCUCUCGGAGGAGGCGGUGCUCGGGUUCGAGUACGGCAUGGCCAUCGACAGCCCGAACAGUCUGGUGCUGUGGGAGGCCCAGUUCGGCGACUUCUUCAACGGUGCGCAGAUCAUCAUCGACACGUUCCUGGUCAGCGGAGAAACGAAAUGGAUGGUCUGCAAUGGGCUGGUGAUGCUGCUGCCCCACGGCUACGAUGGGGCCGCCUCCGAGCACAGCUCCUGCCGCGUUGAGCGCUUCCUGCAGAUGACGGACUCGCGCGAAACCAGCCCGGACGGGGACGCGGUCAACCUGCAGAUCAUCAACCCGUCCACCCCGGCCCAGUACUUCCACGCCCUGCGCCGCCAGCAGAUACGCAACUUCCGCAAGCCGCUGCUGGUCGUGGCGCCCAAGACGCUGCUCCGCCUGUCCGACUGCGUGUCGCCGCACACGGACUUUGCCCCCGGCACGCACUUCCAGCCGGUGCUGCCCGAUCCGGCCCCGCUCGAUCCGAAGCGGGUGCGGCGCGUCGUGCUGUGCAGCGGCAAGCACUACUACACGCUCGCGUCCGAGCGCCAGGCACGCCAGGUGACGGAUGUGGCGCUCGUGCGCGUCGAGUCGCUCUGCCCCUUCCCGGUGCAGGCCAUCCGGGACGAGCUGGCCAAGUAUGCGAAUGCGCGCGAGUUCGUCUGGAGCCAGGAGGAGCACCGGAAUAUGGGCGCGUGGACGUUCGUGCAGCCACGGUUCGAGAACAUGUGCGAGCGAAGGAUUCAGUACCGGGGCCGUCCGGAAGCUGCCACCGUUGCCGUCGGUGUCAGCAAGUGGCACGUGCGGGAGGCCGAGGAUGUGAUUAAAACCACCCUGUAUUAAAACCAAAAAAGAAACGUUUCCCUUACGCUCCAA
Molecule: messenger RNA, 3223 nt
Organism: Anopheles coluzzii
Lineage: Eukaryota; Metazoa; Arthropoda; Insecta; Diptera; Culicidae
Product: probable 2-oxoglutarate dehydrogenase E1 component DHKTD1 homolog, mitochondrial
Exons: 6
Coding region: 446-3190 (914 amino acids)
Biological process (GO): tricarboxylic acid cycle
Molecular function (GO): thiamine pyrophosphate binding; oxoglutarate dehydrogenase (succinyl-transferring) activity
Source: RefSeq, a predicted model, not a curated record